UUCUUUUAUAAAAAUAAAAAAUAAAAAAAACCUCUCAUUUUUAUUUUGCGCUUUUGCCUCGCUAUAGUAUUAUCUGUAUCUCCUGCUUUCGCCUCUGUUUCGAAACGGCUUCAAAUUCAUAGGUCAAUCUUUUUCUUUUUAACUUCGCGGGCGGAAUACAGAUCACAGAUCAAUUUUCUUCCCAACUCGGUUUUCCUUUUUCUUUUUCUUGUUCUUUUUCCAAUUUUAACUCUGCUUUUCUGAUCGGGAAACAAUACGUCUUCUUUCUUCUACUUGGAUCUUCGACGAAAGUAGAACAAAUCCUCCAAUUCAUAUCAAGUUUAAUGUAAUUUUUUAACGUUUGAGUCUAAUUUCGUUGGAGAUCGGCUUCUCUCUCGGUUGUUGCUUCUUCCAGAAUUUAACAACCUAAUACUAUAUAUGGUAAUUUUCGGAUCUGAUUGUGCCCAGUGGAACAUUUGUCCAAAAUUUUCAACAAACCCUAGCUGGGGUUGAUGGGGAAAGACGAGAGUGUUAAAAUUGAAGACGUCGAAGAAGGAGAAAUCUCUGAUACAGCUUCAGUGGAGGAGAUCAGUGAGGAAGAUUUUAAUAAGCUUGAAACUGGUGCUAAGCUGGUGCCUUCCAAGGAUUCCAAUCGGGAGCCUAGAGUUUGGACCAUGAGUGAUUUGUAUAAGAAUUAUCCGACCAUGUGUCGUGGUUAUGCUUCCGGUUUAUACAAUCUAGCCUGGGCACAGGCAGUGCAGAAUAAGCCUUUGAAUGAUAUUUUCGUUAUGGAGGCCGACCCCGAGGAGAAAUCAAAGCGCUCUUCGUCUCCCUCUCCUCUUGCGAAUGGCAACAGCACAAAAGAAGAGGGUAAAGUCACGAUUGAUGAUAGCAGUGAUGAAAUGGAUUACGGUAAUGCGAAUGUCGAGAGAGAGGAAGGAGAAUUGGAGGAGGGUGAGAUUGACAUGGAUACAGAGUUCGUCGAAGAGGUUGUUGAGUCCAAAGCAAUGUUGUCCGACUCCGGUGAUACGGAUUGUGAUGGCCAAGAGUCUGAUUUGGUAAAGAAGGAAUUGGACGACCAGGUUAAAUUGAUUCAGAAAACAUUGGAUGGCGUUACAAUCGAUGCUGCACAGAAAUCUUUUGAGGAAGUUUGCACUCAAUUGCAUAGUUCUAUAGAGAUAUUUUUGAAAUUGCUCCAGGAAAAGGUAUUCCCAGRAAAGGAUGCGCUCAUUCAACGACUAUAUGCCGCUCUUCGAAUAAUCAAUUCUGUGUUCUGUUCCAUGAACCUCAAUGAAAAGGAGGAGUAUAAGCAACAUCUAUCCAGGUUGCUUUCUUAUGUUAAAAAUUGCAAUCCUCCUCUCUUUUCGCCUGAGCAGAUAAAAUCGGUAGAGGUCAAAAUGCCAUCUACAGAUUCCCUUGACUAUUUAUCCAUCAUAAGAGCCAAUGCUAAAGAGGCCGAGAUCCAUAUACCUAAUGGGGUGAAAAAUAAGGAUUUUUAUUCUGGAUCUACAAAUGCUGGUCCACAUUUGACUUCUUCAACAAAGUUGCCUUCGGACUCCAUGCCUGUUGGGGUUAUGGCAAAAAAUAACCCAAACAUCUUAUCCGAUGGUUCGCAGUCUGGAGUAUCUAAUUUAAGGGGUAGGGGUCCCCUUCUCCCUCUGUUAGACCUUCACAAGGAUCAUGAUGUAGACAGUCUUCCGUCACCUACGAGAGAAGCUCCUUCAAUUUUUCCUGUCCAAAAAUUAGGGAAUACCCCUCCAAAGGUAGCACUUGCUAUGGAUGGAUCUAGAUCACAUCCUUAUGAAACUGACGCCCUUAAAGCUGUUUCUACCUAUCAACAGAAGUUUGGUCGAAGUUCCUUUUCAAUGGCUGAUAGACUUCCUAGCCCAACCCCCUCAGAGGAAUGCGAUGGGGCUGGUGAUAUUGGUGGGGAGGUUUCUAGUUCUUCCAUUAUCAGAAGUUUAAAGGCUUCAAAUUCACCUAAACUGGGUCAAAAUGUUUCAAAUUCUGCUUCUAACAUAUCUGCAGGUUAUUUUCCUAACAUGGAAAGUUCCAGCAUUAAAGGACUUAUUAGUCCUAUAAACGUUGCCCCCCCUAGUUGUGUGUCUAAUCCAACAGUAAAGCCUCUACCAAAAAGUAGAGACCCUAGGCGACGCAUCAUCAAUUCUGAUGCAAGUGCUUUGGAUCUUAAUCCACGCACAAUUGCUUCAGUGCAGAAUUCUUCGAUUGCAGAAUCUGAUGCAACCAUAAACUUGAGAAAGCAAAAGAUGGGCGAGGAACCUAAUGUAGAUGGCCCUGAAAUGAAAAGGCAAAGGACCGGAUCUCAGAAUCAUGCAGUAGCUGCAAGUGAUGUGAGAACUGGAAGUGGUGGCUGGUUGGAAGAUACUAUGCCAGUUGGACCCAGGCUUUCAAGUAGGAAUCAGAUGGAAAUUUCUGAAGCAGAUGCAACUGAAAAAUUGAAUGUUACAAACAAUUCUGUUGCUGGAAAUGAGUGCACGCCUAGUAUUAGUGCUAGUAAUGAUGCUUCCUUGCCCUCACUAUUGAAAGAUAUUGCUGUGAACCCAACCAUGUUUCUAAGUUUACUUAAAAUGAGCCAACAACAGCAUUUAGCGGCAGAAUUGAAACUGAAGUCAAGUGAACUUGAAAAAAAUGCAAUUUGCCCUACGAGCUUGAAUCCCUGUCAAGGAUCAAGUCCACUAGUAAAUACUCCUUCAGUGACCUCAGGAAUUCUGCAGCAAUCAACAGGAACGUCAAGUGUACCUUCACCACCGGUGGCUACUGUGAGUCGACAGGAUGAUUUGGGAAAAGUUCGUAUGAAACCUCGUGACCCUCGCCGUAUCCUCCAUGGUAAUUCUCUUCAGAAGGUUGGGAACUUGGGAAAUGAGCAGUCAAAGGGUAUCGUGCCUACUGCCCCAAACACAGAAGGAAGUAAGGACGUACCAAAUGGCCAUAAGCAAGAAGGCCUUGGAGAUUUGAGAUUAGCUUCUUCACAAUCAGUACCACCUGACAUUACGAGACCGUUCACUAAGAAUCUGAAAAAUAUAGCUGAUAUCUUGUCUGGUUCCUCACCACCAACUUCUUCACUGAGUUCAUCAUCAAAGCCAGUUAAAUUGGACAGGAUGGAUACUAAUUCUGUAGGGUCAAGCUCUAUAGAUAGUAAAGUUGUGACAACUGCUACCCAAGCAGUAGAUAUGGUUGGCCUCUCUCGUUCACAGGGUACAUGGGGAGAUCUUGAGCAUCUAUUUGAGGGUUACGAUGACAAGCAAAAGGCUGCCAUCCAGAGAGAGAGGGCAAGACGGAUAGAAGAGCAGAAAAAAAUGUUUGCUGCACGCAAACUCUGCCUUGUUUUGGAUUUGGAUCACACACUUCUUAAUUCAGCAAAGUUUGUGGAAGUGGAACCAGUGCAUGAUGAAAUUUUGAGAAAGAAGGAGGAACAGGAUCGUGAGAAGGUGCAGAGACAUCUUUUCCGUUUUCCUCAUAUGGGAAUGUGGACUAAACUGCGGCCGGGGGUCUGGAAUUUUUUGGAGAAGGCCAGUGAGCUUUAUGAACUUCAUUUGUACACUAUGGGAAACAAGUUAUAUGCAACAGAGAUGGCAAAAGUGCUUGAUCCAAAAGGGGUUCUGUUUGCUGGACGAGUUAUUUCUCGGGGUGAUGAUGGAGACCCAUUGGAUGGUGAUGAGAGGGUGCCCAAGAGUAAGGAUCUGGAGGGUGUUUUGGGCAUGGAAUCUGCUGUUGUUAUAAUUGAUGAUUCCGUUAGGGUGUGGCCACAUAACAAAUUGAACUUGAUUGUUGUAGAAAGGUAUACUUACUUUCCAUGUAGUAGGCGCCAGUUUGGGCUUCUGGGUCCUUCUCUUCUAGAGAUUGAUCAUGAUGAGAGACCUGAAGAUGGUACUUUGGCAUCUUCACUGGGGGUUAUCCAGAGAAUCCAUCAAACUUUUUUCUCCCAUCCUGAAUUAGAUGAAGUAGAUGUUAGAAAUAUCUUGGCCUCCGAGCAACAAAAGAUUUUGGCUGGUUGCCGUGUAGUGUUUAGCAGGGUUUUCCCGGUUGGUGAGGCAAAUCCUCACCUGCAUCCAUUGUGGCAGACAGCUGAACAGUUUGGUGCGGUGUGCACCAACCAGAUUGAUGAACAGGUUACCCACGUCGUUGCAAAUUCUCUUGGGACUGAUAAGGUGAAUUGGGCUCUCUCCACUGGCAGAUUCGUGGUCCAUCCAGGGUGGGUGGAAGCAUCGGCUUUGCUCUACCGGAGGGCCAAUGAGCAGGACUUUGCCAUUAAACCAUAACCACCGCUACCGGCAGCCUUUUAACACCCUUGGAUAAACUAAAACUGAAAGAUUUUAACACAAAGAUGAUGAUAUAACACGGGGAAGAAAUUCAACACUAUGCCUUAGGCAAAGCCUAAGACUAGGAGACGAGAAACAUUAUAACCCACCCCCCAUCUAAACACGCCCUACAACUACAAGUAGAAGAAUGUGUGGAAAGCCCAGAAAGAGAGAGAUUGAUUACACUGCCCCCAUUGAAUUUGGAGACGUAGCUUUGGG
This is a messenger RNA of Momordica charantia (bitter melon), 4517 nucleotides long. RefSeq names its product C-terminal domain phosphatase-like 3 (gene CPL3). Gene Ontology annotation, molecular function: RNA polymerase II CTD heptapeptide repeat phosphatase activity. NCBI's taxonomy places the organism in Eukaryota, Viridiplantae, Streptophyta, Magnoliopsida, Cucurbitales, Cucurbitaceae. The record is from RefSeq and is a predicted model, not a curated record. Gene Ontology annotation, cellular component: nucleus.